AUGACAGAGAAAUACAAUUCAUCUCAGGCUUUCUCGGGAAGCCAUCUUUCGCCAAUCUCCUCCCCUGCCCCCUCUUUCCGAACACCGGAACGAUCGCAUACACCAAAUCGAUGGAGCGGCCAGUCCUUUGGUCAACCUUCUGUCUCUUCAGUCUCUACAGCUACUUCCGAAUUGCAGGACGUUUCUUAUAAUCUGACCACCGAAGAUUUAGAGCCGACUUUCCAUCCUAGGUUUGAGACUGAAUUACCUAUUGAGGACGCCGAGGAUGCAGAUGCUGAAGAAUUCGAGGGGCCUUUCCUGGGCUGUUCACAUUAUAAAAGGAACGUCAAACUCCAAUGCUUUGAUUGCAAGAAGUGGUAUACUUGUCGCUUUUGCCACGAUGAAGUCGAAACCCAUCAUCUUAAUCGUCCGAAAACAGAGAACAUGUUAUGCAUGUUAUGCAGUCAUGCCCAACCAGCCGCCCAGUAUUGUAAACGGUGUGGAGAAACAGCCGCGCAGUACUACUGUGCCACAUGUAAACUUUGGGACAAUGAUGCUAGUAAAAGCAUCUAUCAUUGCAACGACUGUGGCAUCUGUCGCAUAGGAAAGGGUAUAGGGAAGGAUUUUUUUCACUGCAAGACUUGCAGUGUCUGUCUUCCUGUUUCGAUAGAGACAACACAUAAGUGCAUUGAACGGUCAACACAGUGUGACUGCCCGAUAUGCGGAGACUACAUGUUUACUUCACCUGAGACGGUUGUUUUCAUGCGAUGCGGCCACAGCAUUCACCAACGGUGUCUUUCAGAGUAUUCAAAGUCAUCGUACCGCUGCCCAAUAUGUAGCAAGACGAUCACGAAUAUGGAAGCAACGUUCCGAAAUUUGGAUAGGACUAUUCAAAGCCAACCAAUGCCCGUUGAUUUCAAGGACACUAAAGCCAUUAUAACCUGCAAUGAUUGUGGCACAAAGUCGGUCGUUAAAUACCACUGGCUUGGCUUGCGGUGUGAUAUGUGCGAAUCGUAUAAUACAACUCAACUAAGUGUCCUCCAAGGGGAUUCCCCGGGCUCGUCAGAGCAAAAUAUCGAGGGUGAGGUUUUCGAAGCUUCAAGACUGAGGUCAUCUUCUCAUGGCGCGGAUGAUCCGGCGCUAUCUUAUCUGACGCCAUUGCAAAUUGACCCCAGCUCGGCACCAGGAGCAGGUGCACACCCCCAAUUCAACUCAUCCGGGCAAUUCCAUUCUUAUAACCUUACCCGUGGCCGCGCAAUCUCACCUGUAAUCAGCAACUAUUUCGGUAUACCUCCUGACCGUCAUUCACAGAGGUCCACAUCCACCUCACUCUUUGGAGGUCGGUUAAAUCAGAAUGAUGAAAAUGAUGGUAAUGGCGAGCUUAGCAUUUGGGGCACUAGAUUCAAGUAUAGAUAUGGAUUUCUCAGCAGAGUUACGGACCCAGCGGACGAUGAUGAAGAGGUCGACGAAGUUUCAGACUCUAGUGGCUCCGAUAAUAAAAAUGAGGGCGAGGAUGAUGAGGAUGAAGACGAGAGCAUUGAUAUAUUCGGGCAUCGAUGA
This is a messenger RNA of Aspergillus versicolor CBS 583.65, 1539 nucleotides long. RefSeq names its product RING finger and CHY zinc finger domain-containing protein. Gene Ontology annotation, molecular function: zinc ion binding; ubiquitin protein ligase activity. The transcript is spliced from 3 exons. Bases 1 to 1539 code for a protein of 512 amino acids. Gene Ontology annotation, cellular component: nucleus. Gene Ontology annotation, biological process: ubiquitin-dependent protein catabolic process; protein ubiquitination. The record is from RefSeq and is a predicted model, not a curated record. Lineage: Eukaryota; Fungi; Ascomycota; Eurotiomycetes; Eurotiales; Aspergillaceae.